Molecule: messenger RNA, 1041 nt
Organism: Symbiodinium necroappetens
Lineage: Eukaryota; Dinophyceae; Suessiales; Symbiodiniaceae
Source: the annotation of a GenBank genome assembly
GAGCAGCUAUGUCUUUGGACCCAUGCAGUGGAGGCAGAAGUCCAGAGAUCAGGGUGCAGAGUGCCUUUGAGGUUUUGGGACUGAAACGGCCUAGCGAGUCCCGUGAUCCUCCCGAUCAAGCUGAAAGGUUCAUUGCUGCGCUGUCAGGUGAGAAAAGAAGUAUCCCGUCAUGGUCGGGACAGCCCGGAAGUUUGAGGACGUGGCUCAAACUCCUGGCGCAUUGGGAGAGUGAAACAACGACUCCCAAGCACAAGUGGGGCAUUCGACUUUAUCAGUCGUUCGCCGAGACGUCAGAGCCUCGCAAGAUAGCGGACCAGGUCGACUUGAGCAAUGUCCUCAGCGAGCGCGGAUAUGGGCUGAUACUCACGGCCAUCGUCCAGAAGUACAAACCGUUUCUAGAUGUCGCAGCUCCGGCUGCCAUAGACCACUUUCUGUUUGCAGGAGAACGUCAACGAGGCCAGGCGUUUGCUACCUUUAUUGCACAGAAAGAGGUGGCACGACAGGAAAUGGAGCAGUACUUGCAAACCAAGCUGAACGAACAUGUGGCUGGGCGCGUGCUGCUGAGACAAGCUGGGUUGACUGAAUUUCAGCGGGAACUUUUGGCAUUAAAGGACUUGAGCCCUCUUCUGACUUUUGAUCAAGUAUCAAGUCUUCUGCGGCCUUUGGACAGGCCGGACAUGAUAGCUCAGGCCGCUAAUGCCGCUCUGGGAAAUCAGGCAGCCAAACACUAUCCAGUCAUUCGGGAAGAAGAUCCAGUGGACGACGAAGAAGAGGACGAGGAGGCGCAAGGUGAUGAUGGUGGUGAAGAUUUGCAGUUCGAGGAUGUUCAUGGUGAGUUUGAUGACGAGGGCUUGUGGUUUGAAGACCGCGAGUACGAUGAAGAUGAAGCCGUGUACAUUCAAGCGUACCACUCGGCCUAUCAAGAUGUGCGAAAGGAUUUGCAAGCGCGGAGAAAGGAGCGAGGCAAAGGCGGUCGCGGACACCACAUGUCGCGAUCCAAAGGGGAUCGAGGUGGUGCUGAAGACCUUCGAGCACGAACCC